AUGUACUCUGUAAAAUCCAGGAUAGAAACCUUACUAAAGGAGUCUGUGAGAGUAGCCCUCCCUAAAAGAAGCAGCAUUGAGGCAAAGGCAUUGCAGGAGUUCACCGUCUCUUCAUGCUCACAAGGUAAUAAAGGGCAGUUUCAUUAUACAACUAAUCUUCCUCAACUGAUUUGGCAGAAAUCAUUAGAAGAGGCUAAGAAGGAAGGAAAUAAAGAUCAACAUGAUUAUUACGGGAUGGCUUCAGCCAAAGAUAUUGCAACUGAUAUCAUUGUGACUAUGGAACAAGGAGAAAGAUCAAUGUUCAAAUUCAUUGAAGUGGGGAAUCUCCCAACAGACGAUGGAAUCGGCUUCAGUAUUGAUUUCCAAAUAAGAGAUGAAAUAUUUCAGGAGCAUGAGGAUGUCUUCACAAAGAUUUUAAACAAUGAAAAGAUACCUGAAGAUGUACCCUUGCUUGAAUUUGUGGUCACUCCUGUUAACAAAGUGGAGGCUGAGGGAAAUAUCGAGAGGUUCUUCCGAGAAUAUGUUAGAAUUGCUCAUAUCUCUCAGAUAUACCAAAAUAUCCAACUACAGUUUAAUAACUACAUAGACAGGAACAAGGCUACAGCAAUUGCUCUGAGCCUUAACUCCCAUUUCUCAGAUACUAAAACAAAUGGCGAUGUUAUCUUCUCUGAUUACAUUGAUGAAUUCACAGAUAAAGAGCAUAAUUUGCAUGAUAUGAUUCAUGUAGUAGAGAAUCACCAUGAAACCCUAUAUAAGCUUAAUCUAUUAUGUAAACCUAUUCAAACCUUUAGCCUAGCGGCAGGUGUUGAGAAGUACAAAAAGGAAGCAUUUGAGGGACAGAAGAAAGAUCCUGUGACUAUUCCUCCUAAAGCACAUCUUUAUGAUUUGAUGCUUGAUUUGAUCACUAAGAAUGGUCCUGUUGCUCCUUGCCAUAGCAGUUUGCUGCCUGCUAGCAAAGCUGCAGGAGUCACUCUCUCAUUUUUACCAGAUAUGUAA
Molecule: messenger RNA, 996 nt
Organism: Moneuplotes crassus
Lineage: Eukaryota; Ciliophora; Spirotrichea; Euplotida; Euplotidae
Source: the annotation of a GenBank genome assembly